Stomoxys calcitrans (stable fly) is the source of this 473-nucleotide messenger RNA. RefSeq lists its product as uncharacterized. Gene Ontology annotation, biological process: sensory perception of smell. NCBI's taxonomy places the organism in Eukaryota, Metazoa, Arthropoda, Insecta, Diptera, Muscidae. The record is from RefSeq and is a predicted model, not a curated record. Gene Ontology annotation, molecular function: odorant binding. The coding region runs from base 1 to 456 and encodes 151 amino acids. The transcript has 2 exons.
AUGCGGCAAUUAGUUGUUCAAUUCGGCCUGACUCUAGCCAUAAUUAUCGGCUAUUCGCAGUUAUCGGUGGUUCAAGGUGUCGAUAUGUCUGAGGCCAAACUCAAGAAGGUUACUGAAGAAUGCAUGAAACAAACUGGCGUUAGCCUCGAACAAGCCAAUCUUAUAAUGAAAGAUGAAUUAGAGAAUGUGGAUGAAAAGGACUUUUCUCACAACAUGAGGUGUUAUUUGCAUUGUUAUCAUCUGCAAAUGAAUCUGACUGAAGCUGAUGGUACUCCCAUAUCCAGUGCCUAUGUAAAAUUCAUGGAAAAUCGAUUUGCCAAUAAGAAGGAAAAAGUUAUACCUGCUUUAUUAAAAUGUCAGCAUGUAACCGAUCCGGAUAAAUGUGAAUUUCUAUUUAAAUUUGAAAUGUGUAUGGCGCACACAAUUGAAGGCCAGGGAUGGGAGGUUACUAAGUGAGUGGGUGAAUAUAUGCA